This is a messenger RNA of Cucurbitaria berberidis CBS 394.84, 3173 nucleotides long. RefSeq lists its product as uncharacterized. The transcript has 8 exons. The coding region runs from base 237 to 2876 and encodes 879 amino acids. Gene Ontology annotation, cellular component: membrane; Golgi medial cisterna; Golgi trans cisterna. The record is from RefSeq and is a predicted model, not a curated record. NCBI's taxonomy places the organism in Eukaryota, Fungi, Ascomycota, Dothideomycetes, Pleosporales, Cucurbitariaceae.
UUCCAAUAAACAAGUGAUCGGUAAUGAGAUACGGCGAGGGAAUAAUUAAUGAGACUCAGAUUAGUCGAGGAAAGGAAACUAUAUUCGGGCCGUGGCGGAGAGACGCGUCGCCGAGUCGCGAGAGCAUGUGAGCGCAGUGUCCGUAGAGAUGACCGGGAUUUGCUUGCUUCGCACCGCCGACAUCAACUCUCUUCCAGCACACAGAAUGCGCACAUGAGAUAGUGACAUGCAUCCUGAUGGGCGCCUCCGACUCGAAACUCAGCUUCAAGCAGGGCGUCUUCCGCCUGUCCGAGCCCGAGCAGAUUCCCGCCGAUGAUGCCUACUGGACUGGCUUCUGGGAGCUGCCUGAGUCUACCGAAGAUGUCUUCUCGCUCUUCUCGCCCGCGGAUAUCCGCCGCACGCGCGACAACAAUCUAGUCAAUCUCGAAACGCUCAUCCUCGCCGUAUCCUCGCGCCUUUGUGUCCUCCGCAACCACCCCUCUUUCCCAGAUCCCGAGCUCGCACCGGAACGAGAUGCUCUCAAUUGCAUUCGGGUACUCACCCGGCUGCUGCCUUUUCUAUAUGAAGCCGACCAUCUCGAGGGGUGGGAAGACCAGUUCUUCUGGGCUGCGCGGCGGAAGCGCAGUCGGCGGGGCCAGCUCGUGAGAAGCGAGGUCAUCUUCGACGAGGCCGACCCUGAGCAGACGCCGACCGAGAAGGAGCCAGAAUUUGAAAACGCAAAACCGCUGGCUGAGGAGAUCAUCGACACCCUGAUCGAUCUCCUCUUCUUCUCUGAGUUUACCCUGCCAAAGGUGCCAGCAGGCAAGAACAAGGUCACAUACGCGAUAUGGCAGAGCGGCGUGGGCUGCAACACGCCCGUGGCUUCGACAAAGGAAUUCGAGAGCAACAGGACUGAAAUCCUACGCCUACUGCUCACGUUGGCAAGCAAGUCCAUGUACAUGUCUGCCGGUAUACUCCCCGUCAAGGGUGUCAAGGCCAUUACGUACAUAGCGACCUGUCCGGACAAGCAAGUUGUGCUGUCAGUCUUGUGUUCGCUUCUCAAUACAACUUUGAAGUACAACCCCGCAACAUGGCGCGUGCCAUACGACCAUGUCGUUUUCAAGGACCAAAGGCAGGUUCUGGUCACAUACUGCCUGCAACUCCUUUUAGUACUCAUCCUGUAUCCCAUACCCGAGCCUGGCAAUGGGCCUGCGCCAAAGAACUUCUUUCGUCAUUUCCUUGGUCGCCUACACCGGCCACAAGACUUCCAAUUCCUGGUCGAUGGUAUGACGCGAGUACUAAAUCAACCCCUUCAAGCCAAUACCACCUAUCUCCCAGGAAGCCACAAGUCCUUGACAUGGGCGCCGGAGAUGAUCAUGCUCUUCUGGGAAGCCCUACAGUGCAAUAAACGCUUCCGCUCGUUCAUCAUCGAUACCCAUCGCGCCCAUGAUUUCGUGGUUUUGGUGCUGUACUACGCUAUCGAUCAACGCAAUGACCCGUCGAAGCAAGGGCUAGUACGUAUGUGUGUAUUCGUACUCCAGACGUUAAGCGUAGAGCCACAAUUUGGCAAAAGCCUCAACAAGACCUUUGAAGGACAGGAGUCGCUUCCACUAAGUAUACGGAUACCAAACUUCCACGGCACAUACGCCGACUAUGUUAUUACGUCUAUCUACACGCUACUCACUACGGGGAAAGGCAAGCUUGAUGCAGUCUACCCUGCAUUACUCGCUAUACUCAACAAUAUUGCGGCAUAUGUGCAGAACCUCGGACGUGCCCCAAGCUCUAAGCUCCUGCAGCUGUUCGCUUCCAUGUCAUCGCCCAGUUUCUUGCUCGCCAACGAGAAUAACCACACCCUUCUUCACUCGCUCUUGGAGGCAAUAAAUGCCAUGGUCGAGCACCAGUAUCAACAUAAUCCCAAUCUUGUAUAUGCGAUUGUGCGAUCACGGAAGAGAUUCCAGGCUUUACGAGACUUCACACUCGAAAGUGGUCAGGAGGAGCUUGAACGCCAAAAUCAACUGCGCAAAGAGGGCGGAGAAGAGCUCCAGAGAGCUACGUCUAUCGACAGCCUACGGAGCCCUACAGUGUCUCGAACGCCGACUCUAGAUAACGUACCAGAAGAGGAUAGCGCGUUCGCCAUUGGCGAUGACGAUGAUUCAGACGCGGACGAACCGCACAUAACUGAACAGCCACGAUCACCAGUGCAGUCUCAAUCAGGAGCUUCAAGAAGCGCAUCGAUAGCAUCGUCCGUCGAUGAAUCUGUUCCGCUUCAGUUGAGAGGCAUGUCAGAGAAGGCGCGGGGCAAGAUGCCGGUUGGGCAGCCCGCCUUCUCUCGACAGAAUAGCGUGACCAGCCUCCACAGCCUAGCAGGCCCAGCAUUAGCCUCAAAUGAGUUCUUUACGCCGUCUGUGCCAUGGCUCGAGAGUUGGCUUUCGGGAUUGCCGCUUCACACUGUCCUUAUGCUGAUAUCCGAGCUCGGCCCUAAAAUGCCCAGUUCAGGAAGCUCAAAUGACACAGCAGCAGCAUUGAAAAUCAUUCGGGAGACGCAAGUGCGUGGCAUCGAGCCCUCACCUAUCAGAGUACAUCUCUUCGAAUGGUCACCCAUGUCCCUUGGUUGGUACGAGUCAUUACUCUGGGGGUUCGUCUUCGCGGCCGAAAUGUUCGUAGCGAAGGGAACAGCUGGGGUAUGGAACAACACUAGCAUAAGGCUGUUCAAGGUCCAAGAAGCUGCGGCUACCACGCCGUCUCUAAUGGCACCACGAGGGGCUGUAGACGCUGUGGGGAGCAAUAUCGUGCAACGUAUUGGCAGCCUCAAUCUACGGGGAGCGGCCAGUCAGGCCACGCAGCGUACUCCAGCGAGCAACGGCAACGCCGGGAACGCGAAUGUUAGGGACGUCUAGCGUAGUCUUGAUGGCAAAAGUUGACCAACAUUGGCCACAUCUCCAUUGAUUCUGUACGAGAAUAAUGGACUAAAGGCAAUGAUUGGUGUUCCUGAGCUGCACGUUAGGUCUUUUGCCCUGUUUCGAACUCGCGGUUUGCCGAUCAUUUCGGCUCUGGAACUGGACCCUGACGAAGAUGAGGCUGUGCAGCCGCCACAUCUCAAGCUGUGGCGACGGCCAAAUUUUAGGGCACUGUAUACAGCCAACAACAAUCAACGAUUUUUUACAAGCGCUUCUGGACUCUCCGGCGCAUGACGC